AUCUUGUGAUGAUCCCAUUCUCUCCCUCUCUUAUAAUCCUCUUUAUAUAUUAGUGGACAAAAUGAUCAAUGAAUACAUUACCGUUUCAUUUCAGUUGCAUAUAUAUAUAUACACUCCUACUUUGCUUGCACUGAUUUAUAUCUGAUCUCCCUUCAAUUCUCUCAGCCUCGAUUAUUUUAUGUGUCUAUGCAUCCUUCAACCAAUAUGAUACCACCACCUUAUCGCCAUUCAAUAUCUUCGUCCGUCAUGCCUCUUGAUCUUAAUCAAGAUCAAAACCAUGACCUUUCUAGUCCAAAUUCUUCUUCUUCUUCUUCUUCUUCAUUUUCUUCUCUAUCACCAUCAUAUCCUACUCUCUUUAACUCACAAGAUCAAGUUCAAAAACCAUCUUAUUACUGCCAAACAAACCACUUACCACAUGAUCAAGAGGUUGAGAAGAUUAAUAUUCCCUCAAGUGGAUCAUGGAAUUCUUCAACUGCAGAAAACCAUGAAAACUACAAGACUAAACACAAGCUGACAAUUCGUUGGAAGAAAGAACAAAUUAGUGAUGAAAUGAAUAACAAUCAAGAAGCUGAUCAGGAUGGUACUUCGGUGAAGUGGAUGUCUUCAAAGAUGAGAAUAAUGAAGAAGAUGAUGGUUUCUGAUCAAACGGGCAGUUCUAACUUAACAAGCAACUCUAAACAGAUUAAGUUUGAAGAUCAAAAGCAACCACUGUCACCACAAGGAACAGAUAAUAGCAGCAGCAAUAAUUAUUCAACUAUUAGGGUUUGCUCUGAUUGCAACACCACUAAGACCCCUCUCUGGAGGAGUGGACCAAGAGGCCCAAAGUCACUUUGCAACGCAUGUGGGAUUAGACAAAGGAAGGCAAGACGUGCUUUGGCUGCCGCUGCAGCAUCAGCAAAUGGUACAACAAUUGCUGAUCAGACAGCUUCUGUGAAGAGAAAAAAGUUGCAAAAGAAAAAAGAGAAUAAAUCCAAAAUUGAGUUUGAUUGUUCAACAGUGCAUAUGAAAAAGAAGCACAAACUUGAAGCAAAACCACCAUCUCAUCAAAGUAGAAAGGAGUUUAUCACUUUUGAGGAUUUGAAAUUAAGCUUGAGUGAGAAUUUGGGUGUUCAACAAGUUUUCCCUCAGGAUGAGAGAGAGGCUGCAAUCCUUCUCAUGGCGUUAUCUUAUGGAUUAGUCCAUGGUUGAGCUUAAUUAGUUCAUUGGUUCAAUUUAAGAAUAUUGUUCACUAGGUUUUUGAUACUACUAUUUUAUAUCUAUCUAUCUAUCUAUUUAUCUUAAUUAGGAGUUAGAUUAGUUUGAAUUUGAUUAAUGGUUUAUGGCGUACGAGAAUAAGGUACAAUAAAGUUAAUUAUGAAAUGAUGAUUGGAAAUUAAGGUGAAGGACAAAAAAGGACAAAUAAGUUGCAUCGUUGUAACCAGAUGAAGGUAGUGUGAUUUUUUUUAUAAUAGGUGGGAGUGUGAUUUUGUGAGUUGUGAUUUGUGAACUUAAUUAUAUAUAUGUAUGAUUUGAGCAAGUAGACGAGAAAAAGAAUCUAUUUCUUAUUAUUUGAAAAAAAAAAAUCUCAAGGACUUUAUAUGCUGAAA
Medicago truncatula (barrel medic) is the source of this 1586-nucleotide messenger RNA. Its product is annotated as putative GATA transcription factor 22. Gene Ontology annotation, molecular function: sequence-specific DNA binding; zinc ion binding. Gene Ontology annotation, biological process: regulation of DNA-templated transcription. NCBI's taxonomy places the organism in Eukaryota, Viridiplantae, Streptophyta, Magnoliopsida, Fabales, Fabaceae. The transcript is spliced from 3 exons. The record is from RefSeq and is a predicted model, not a curated record. The coding region runs from base 187 to 1188 and encodes 333 amino acids.